Messenger RNA from Lentinula edodes (shiitake mushroom), 297 nucleotides. RefSeq names its product AAA domain-containing protein. The annotation marks the transcript as partial. The record is from RefSeq and is a predicted model, not a curated record. NCBI's taxonomy places the organism in Eukaryota, Fungi, Basidiomycota, Agaricomycetes, Agaricales, Omphalotaceae. The transcript has 2 exons.
AAGGAUUUUUGUGUUAUUACUCCAUAUGAUGCACAACGGGCUGCUAUAGAGAAACAGCUCAAGCAGGAAAAUAUUCCAUGGGAGAAGGUGUUCAAUGUAGAUAGCUUUCAAGGGAACGAGGCUGACUAUGUUGUUCUCUCCGUUGUCCGUUCUGCCCACGUUGGAUUCUUGCACUCGCCACAGCGAAUGAACGUCAUGCUAACUCGAUGUCGCCGCGGUAUGGUCAUCGUGUCUAGUCAAUCCUUCUUAGAAGGGGUCGCUCGAGACACACUUGUCGGGAAGAUUUCCGCAUAUUGG